Messenger RNA from Pocillopora meandrina, 327 nucleotides. The record is from the annotation of a GenBank genome assembly. NCBI's taxonomy places the organism in Eukaryota, Metazoa, Cnidaria, Anthozoa, Scleractinia, Pocilloporidae.
AUGCGCGAUUUGCACUGGUUGCCUAUCAGGGCACGCAUCAACUUCAAGGUACUUCUCCUCACGUUUAAGGCGUUACAUGGCCUUGCGCCUCAGUAUCUUCGGUCCUUAAUUAGUAUAAAGACAUCAUGCUAUAAUCUCAGGGGUUCUAAUACUCUUCUCCUAGCUAUGCCAUCAGCGAAAUUUAAGGUCACGCUAGGUGAUCGGGCAUUCGCCGUUGCGGCGCCGUCAUUGUGGAAGUCUCUGCCUAGUGAGCUUCGCUCAAUCACAUGUGUUACUAGUUUUAAAACUCAUCUUAAGAUCUAUCUUUUUAGUCUUGCAUAUACUUAA